GCCAAACUCCAUGCCCAACCAUCCAGCAACAACACUCACCCAGACCCAGUCACUACUGGUCACAUAGCACCGCAAGCACGAAUCACUCUCCUCCAAUACCCAGCUCGAUCGCUUGCUGUUGCUCCGACUCGAUCAGCUGCAAGUCCAACAAGAUGAAGACGAAGGCGUCAUCCUUCUUCAAGCAGGUGGUGUCGGCGAUCGUGGCGGCGGUGAAGGCCAAGUCCACGGCGGUGCGCGUCAAGACCAGCGCCCUCAAGACGCGCCUCCUCAUCUUCGGCAUCCUGCGCAACAAGAAGCUGCUCAUGGCCGCCAUCAACCACAAGAUCGACGCCAUCAUGGGCCAGCAGCAACAGCAGGAGGAGGAGCAGCAGGCGGGCAAGGAUCCGCUCGUCGACGGCGACGACGGCAAGAAGGCCAUCGUGCUGUACACGGCGCCGAGCUUCAGCUUCUCCGCGGAGCUCGGCGCGCAAGAGGUGGAGGCGGCGGCGCGGGAGCAGGAGGAGCAGGAGGACAGCGACGACUACCUGACCCACUCGCUGUUCGCGGAGGAGGACGAGCUGGUGAGCGCGCCGGGGUCGGUCAUCGACGUCAUGCGCGACGCCCGGGACCGGGAGCGGGAGGCCGCCGGCGGGGGCGCCGAGUUCCGGCUCGAGGAGGAGAUCGACCACGUCGCCGACGUCUUCAUCCGCCGCAUCCACCGCCAGCUCAAGCUGCAGAAGCUCGACUCCUUCAAGCGCUUCUGCGAGAUGCUCGAGAGGGGCGCCUGAUUGAUCCAUCCGAUCCCGGCCUUAACUUCUGCUACCAAGCUGACUAACGCCUGAUCCAGGCCACGGUUAAUUAUGUAAUCAAUUACUAGCAACUUGGAGAGAUGAAUUAAUUCAAUUCGUCCGUGCAUGUAGAUGGUUAAGUAGAAGGAAUAAAGGUGGGCAGGGCGAGAA
Molecule: messenger RNA, 938 nt
Organism: Panicum virgatum (switchgrass)
Lineage: Eukaryota; Viridiplantae; Streptophyta; Magnoliopsida; Poales; Poaceae
Exons: 1
Coding region: 153-767 (204 amino acids)
Source: RefSeq, a predicted model, not a curated record